Andrographis paniculata is the source of this 2221-nucleotide messenger RNA. Its product is annotated as DEAD-box ATP-dependent RNA helicase 35. The record is from RefSeq and is a predicted model, not a curated record. The transcript has 4 exons. Bases 133 to 1905 code for a protein of 590 amino acids. NCBI's taxonomy places the organism in Eukaryota, Viridiplantae, Streptophyta, Magnoliopsida, Lamiales, Acanthaceae. Gene Ontology annotation, biological process: mRNA splicing, via spliceosome. Gene Ontology annotation, molecular function: RNA binding; zinc ion binding; RNA helicase activity. Gene Ontology annotation, cellular component: spliceosomal complex.
GAAAACCGGCGAAAGACAAAAACAACACGCACAAGGUAGGGCGUUUCUUCCUUCCCUGCCUCACUCCGUCUGCGUCCCUUCUGGAGAUCCGCCUGCGGCGAUUGUGCCCCUGCCGUGGAAGACCGUUUGAACAUGGACUUGUUGGAGGAAGACGAUGAUUAUGUUGAGUAUGUUCCAGUGGCCAAGCGCCGAGCUCUUGAGGCACAGAAGCGUCUACAGGGCAUGGGGAAGUCUUCGGGGCUCGAUGAGGAUAUCGAAAAACAGAAACUUAUUGAGGCGAAGCCGAGUUUAUUGGUUAAAGCUUCGCAGCUCAAGAAAGAUCAGCCUGAAAUUACCCAAACCGAGCAGAUAAUAAUGCAGGAAAAGGAAAUGAUAGAACAUCUAUCGGAUAGGAAAACCUUGAUGUCUGUUCGGGAGCUUGCGAAGGGAAUCACAUAUAAGGAGCCUUUGUUAACCGGUUGGAAACCGCCAUUGCCGAUCCGAAGGAUGUCUACGAAGGCCUGCGAUGCCAUCAGGAAGCAGUGGCACAUUCUGGUGGAUGGAGAAGAUAUUCCGCCGCCAAUCAAGAAUUUUAAGGAAAUGCGAUUUCCAGAACCAAUAUUGAGGAAAUUAAAAGCGAAGGGUAUUGUGCAGCCGACGCCAAUCCAAGUGCAGGGCUUGCCUGUUAUUCUGGCUGGGAGAGAUAUGAUCGGUAUAGCUUUUACAGGAUCUGGAAAGACCUUGGUCUUCGUUCUGCCGCUUAUUAUGAUUGCUUUGCAAGAGGAGAUAAUGAUGCCGAUUGUUCCUGGGGAAGGGCCGUUUGGAUUGAUUGUUUGCCCCUCUCGGGAGCUUGCUAGACAAACCUACGAAGUUGUGGAACAAUUUCUUGAACCGAUGAGAGAGGCUGGUUAUCCGGAGUUGAGACCUUUGCUUUGUAUUGGAGGAGUCGACAUGAAGUCGCAGCUUGAUGUUGUUAAAAGAGGAGUUCAUAUCGUGGUGGCGACGCCCGGAAGGCUCAAGGACAUGUUAGCAAAGAAGAAAAUGAAUCUUGACAACUGCCGGUAUCUAACAUUGGACGAGGCUGAUCGAUUGGUCGACCUGGGAUUUGAAGACGACAUUAGAGAAGUGUUCGAUCACUUCAAAGCGCAACGUCAGACCCUUCUAUUUUCCGCUACCAUGCCCACAAAGAUCCAAAAUUUUGCCCGAAGCGCAUUGGUGAAGCCCGUCACUGUAAAUGUUGGAAGAGCUGGUGCGGCAAAUCUUGACGUUAUUCAAGAAGUCGAGUACGUAAAACAGGAGGCAAAGAUUGUCUACCUUCUCGAGUGUUUGCAGAAGACCCCACCGCCAGUUCUGAUAUUUUGCGAGAACAAAGCCGACGUGGAUGACAUCCACGAGUAUCUUUUGUUAAAGGGAGUCGAAGCUGUCGCCAUACACGGAGGGAAAGAUCAGGAAGAGAGAGAAUACGCUAUUGCGUCAUUCAAAGCUGGGAAGAAGGAUGUUCUAGUAGCAACGGACGUCGCCUCCAAAGGUUUAGAUUUUCCGGACAUCCAACAUGUUAUCAAUUACGACAUGCCGGCAGAAAUAGAAAAUUACGUGCAUAGGAUUGGAAGGACGGGAAGGUGUGGGAAAACUGGAAUCGCGACGACGUUUAUCAACAAGAACCAGAGUGAAACCACUCUGCUUGACCUAAAGCAUCUUUUGCAAGAGGCGAAGCAGAGAAUACCUCCGGUUUUAGCCGAGCUGAGUGAUCCAAUGGAAGAUGCAGAGGUGAUUGCUAAUGCAAGUGGAGUGAAGGGCUGCGCUUACUGUGGCGGGCUCGGCCAUCGUAUCCGCGAUUGCCCCAAAUUGGAGCAUCAGAAGAGCAUGCAAAUUGCCAGUUCUAGGAGGGACUAUUUUGGAUCCGGGGGCUAUCGUGGCGAGAUGUGAACAGUCGCGCUCGCCUUCUCUCCUGUAAUGUUGUGUAGUCUCAAAGUGGUCAUGUAUUUCUAUCACGAGCUUUGUUCGUUCUUCCGCACUUUUUAUGAGAGAUUCCUUCAACCUCUAGCCGAUGGAUCUCAGCCGUGCCUGUGCACAGGUCAAUUUCUUUCUACGGCCCUCGACUCUAACAAUGUCUACUUUCCGGCGCUGUAAGUUAUCUUGUUUAGUUCCUGCAGUUACUUACCUUUAAAUUGGUACCGCACUUAGCCAAUAUUUUACGUAUAAUCUGUGAAGAAUUUGCUAUAGAACAAUAUUGGUUUUUUUA